ACUAGAAAAUAUUCAUAAAAUUUUGUUACGGUGCCGAAGAUUUUUCUUCGUUCACUUUUUUUUUACAUUUUAAACGUUUUUUUAAAGUUAAAUUUAAUAUUUAAAUGAACACCAGUUAAUAGUUGUCGACAAUGGGCGUUCAAGGCUUGUGGAAACUCUUGGAGGCGGCCGGCAAACCAAUUCCUGUUGAAAAAUUGGAAAACAAAAUACUCAGUAUCGAUGUUUCGAUAUGGCUGUACCAAAUUAUUAAAGGCGUACAGGAAAACGACCACGGGGCAUUGACAAAUACACAUUUAAUCGUUAUGUUUCAUCGAAUAUGCAAAUUGUUGUUUUACGGUAUCAAACCAGUGUUCAUAUUCGAUGGCGGCGUACCUGAACUGAAAAGAAUGACAAUUGCUCAACGUCAAGCCCAGAAGCGUCGUGCAAAAAAAUCGUCGACCAAAACCAAAGAGAAAUUAUUGAUAAACAUGCUGGAGCAAGCGGCUCUCAAGACCGUGAUGAACGCCAACGGCGACAAAAUGACCGAAGAAGAGGUGGUCAAGAAAACCGUCAACACCCUGAGCAAACCGGACGAAACCGACUUGUUCGAGUUGCCCACACUUCCGGAUGACACAGAAGAGGUCAUCAACAAAGCCAACAGCGUUAAAACGGAAAGCCAACACAGUUCUGCAAAUUCAUCGUACAGCGAAUCCGACAACCUGCUCAUGAUGGCCGUCGAUAACCAAGACAACGAGAGCCUGUACAACGGCACAGAUAAAGGAAAACCAUCGGUCAAGUUAAAUACAUUCUCGUCAUUACAAAUCGACGAUCUGCUAAAAAAACACGCUGACGAUCAAAAACGUAUGAUGGAUCGAAAGAAAACACAAAAAUCCAAACAAGAGAUGACCGUUAGCGAGAUGGAAAUGUUUCUGAACAGUUCGGACGGCUUGGACGAUGAUAUCGGAGAAAAACUCAAAUCGGAUUCUGACACGCUGUUCUAUUAUCAAUCGGAUUUUAACAACAAAGCAUCAACAAACACAAACAACUCAUUGAAACCGUUGGCUAACAACGAGAGCGCUACUGUGGAGAAUACGGAACCGAAAAACGCAAACCAACAUCCACCAAACAGUGUUCAAAACAAUGAAACGACAAGUCUGAGUGACGAUGAUGAUUUGUUCAAGGCGCUUAACGGUGAUGAAUCGCUCGAGGAAGACCGAAUAGCUUGGCUGGCUUUCAACGAAAACAAAAAAGCCAGUAAAAAAAGAUCAGUCGAAUUCGAAUCGUCCACUACCAAGACCAAGAACGCGUCCGAAUCGAGCGCCAACUGUGAUUAUCCCGAAGAAAUGCACAUUACGGACAUGGAACAAGAUGUGUUAAACACAAAAUUCUUGUCGAACAAGCACGCAAACAAAAGUCUGUUUCUCGAUAACGACCCAAAUGAAAUAUUGACCUAUGACUUGCUCAACGAAGACCAUUUGGCGUGGCUCGCUCUCAACAGAAUAAAAAGCGAACAAAACCCAACGAAACUGCAUGAUACUGUGACGAGCAGCGCAAGUGUCGCGUCGACCAGUACAAGCGUAUCAAAUAAUAGCAAAUGCGUAAGCAACUCUUGGGACGACGACAGUGUAAUUGAUUUGAAACUAGAUUACGCCUCCAAGUCGUUGUAUUUUGAUUCGGAUUCCGAUGAUGACUUGGACAACGGUGCUCUAUCUAAGGACGUUACCGAUUAUUCGCUGAACAAAAAUUCGAGCUUUAAUUUUGCUGACGAGAGCAAAGCCAUCAAUUUAGACGAACUAAUAAGGAAAACGGAAAUCGAAGAGUUGGCGAUGACCUGGUCCAGUCCGAAUAAGACAUCAUUGACUAACAAGAUUGAAAAAAUCGAUUCCAGUGUAGACAUUUUCAGUAAGAUUAACGCAAUUAGCGCCGACAAAUUGGUAUCUCCAAGAAAACACGUCAGAUCGGCUACGGUAACUUCGGGUGAAGUCGCUAAGGAUUUAUUGAUUAAAUCUGCAAAGACUUCAUCGGUCGAUGUGGUGACGGCACAAAAAGAAGAGGCAAAUCCGUUGGACGAACAGUAUUUAUUGGACGUACAGGAAUCGUUGGUCAAGCGUCAAAACGAAUUGGUCAGUUUGGAAAGGACGUCUAAUCGGAUGGCUUCUUCGGUGUCUCAGAAGAUUACGUCCGAAAUGAAGAUUUUAUUGAGAAUGUUUGGCAUACCGUACAUAACGGCCCCGAUGGAAGCCGAGGCUCAAUGUGCGUUUUUGGAGAAGAUCGGUCGCACCGAUGGUACCGUGACCGACGACAGCGACAUCUGGCUGUUUGGCGCCAACGUCGUUUUCAAAGACUUCUUCGACAGCAAGAAAUACGUCAGACAAUUUAGAAGCGACGACAUCAAACAUAAAUUCGGUCUAUCCCAAAACAAUUUGAUACAGUUGGCGUUUUUGGUGGGCAGCGAUUACACCAGAGGCAUCGACGGCAUCGGUCCGGUAACGGCUAUCGAAAUGCUGUCGUUUUUUGAGUCCAAGACAAAGUACAGGAACAUCGAGGAUAAACUAUUGAAAAUCAAAGAGAUCGUCAACUCAAAGUCCGAAGUGUACAACGACAUACCUUUUGUGAAAAAGCUGAAAUCCGUUAAGAUCGGAAGCGAUUUUCCCAACAAAGCCGUCAUCAAUGCAUAUCUCAAUCCGAUCGUCAACGAGUCGGACAACAAGCUAUCCUGGGGAGUGCCGCACGUGGAAAUGCUGUUGAAGUACGCUCAGACCAACUUCGACUGGAACGUGGCCAAAACCCAAAGCACGUUGGCUCCCAUUAUGAAAAAGAUCGCAGAGAGAACCAACCAGAAAACGUUGGACUCGUACAUGCGCGUUUUGCCCAUUUUGAGUGACGCUUCGGCCGGCAUGAGCAAAAGAGUCAGUCACGCCGUCAAGCGGCUUAGAGACAACGGCAACACAUCUGCCUCGGCCGAGUCGGACGUUAAGAGCGCUAAACUAAGGAAAUUGACCGCGUCCAUCGAAGCCAACAAGGUGGCGACCAAAGCGAAACGGCCAAAAAAACACGUUAAAAAAUAAUUGGAACAAAAAAAAACAAUGAUCGUUAUAUUCUAAAUUAUUAUCGUAUUAUUCCGAUAUUUUCCGUUAAUUACGUAUUAUUUAUUUAUUUGUUUAAAUUUAACGAUUAUUAUUUUAUGUACUCUUGUUGUUCGACGGUCUAAAUCCCUGCCAGACGCUUUCGUAUAGCGUUUUACUAUUUACUAUUAUCGCCGUACCGUUGCCGAACAAAACAAACACAACACGUUGUAUUAUUAUUAUUAUUAUUGUAUACGAUCUAGUCAAUCACCUAAAAUUAAAAAGCGAUCUCCCGGUUUGUUUUUUGUCUUUUUAAUAUAUAAUAUACUAUUAUAAUCUUGUCUAAAUGUCUGUUUGGAAAAAAAAACUGUUUAUUUAUUGUAAUUUUAAAAAAACCUAAUUUCGUUUUCUAGUCUGGUUUUUGAAAUUCUUUCUUACGUUGUUUCAAUUGUAUCGUAAAACGUUUUUUUCUUCCGCUCGACAUUUUCAAAAAAAAAUCUAAAUCUUAAGUUAAUAACUCGUUAACAAUAUUUUGUCUCGGAAAAUUAUUUACCGUUACGAUGAUGUGCCAAUUGAAAAUACUAAAUGUUUUAACGGAGUUUUUACUUUGUAUAUUAUUAAUGU
This is a messenger RNA of Adelges cooleyi (spruce gall adelgid), 3668 nucleotides long. It is a transcript of the gene mus201, whose product is annotated as DNA excision repair protein ERCC-5. Gene Ontology annotation, molecular function: DNA endonuclease activity; single-stranded DNA binding. Gene Ontology annotation, biological process: nucleotide-excision repair. The record is from RefSeq and is a predicted model, not a curated record. The transcript is spliced from 16 exons. Gene Ontology annotation, cellular component: nucleus. NCBI's taxonomy places the organism in Eukaryota, Metazoa, Arthropoda, Insecta, Hemiptera, Adelgidae. Bases 132 to 3047 code for a protein of 971 amino acids.